Messenger RNA from Exophiala bonariae, 588 nucleotides. RefSeq lists its product as uncharacterized. The transcript has a single exon. Gene Ontology annotation, biological process: protein acetylation. Bases 1 to 588 code for a protein of 195 amino acids. The record is from RefSeq and is a predicted model, not a curated record. NCBI's taxonomy places the organism in Eukaryota, Fungi, Ascomycota, Eurotiomycetes, Chaetothyriales, Herpotrichiellaceae. Gene Ontology annotation, molecular function: N-acetyltransferase activity.
AUGGCGGAGACAACGACAUCGACAUAUCGAAUCCGAUAUGCGCAGCAAUCCGACGUCCCAUCAAUUUUAGCGAUGAUCAACGAACUGGCCGACUACGAACACGCACUACACGAAGUCCUCGCGACCGAAGAAACACUGACCAAAACCCUCAGCUUCCCAGAUCCUUCAAGCCCGACAGGAUUCACGACCGGCUACGCCAAAACGCUCCUCCUUACCACACCCGGGUCGUCAUCCACCACAACCACGACCGACUCCACCACCUCUGGCCCCGAGGAAACCAUCGCCGGUAUGGCGCUCUUCUUCCACAACUACAGCACGUGGAAUGCCGCGCCGGGGAUCUACCUGGAGGACUUGUUCGUGCGACCCGUGCAUCGCGGUGCGGGAUUUGGGACGGCGCUCAUCCAGGCGCUCGCGCGUGAGUGUCUCAGGCUCGGGUGCUUGCGCCUAGAUUGGUCGGUGCUCAAGUGGAAUGAGCCGAGCAUCAAGUUCUACCAGGGUGGCAGUGUUGGUGCCACGAGGCUGGAGGAGUGGGUUGGUAUGCGUGUCGAUGGGGAUGGAUUGGGGAGGUUGGCAGGGAAUGUUCGGUGA